AUGAUAGCGGUAAGUAGGCUCGCCCAAAACAGUCGCCAACCUAGUUCGGCCAUCGACAACAACGACGACACGUACGUCGUCGUUACGACCAUUUCUAUCGAAGAGGUCACUUUUUCAUGGCUGUCCAUCAACUUCGGUAAGAGGUUAACUGUGUUCAGCGUUAAACUGACUAACGCAAAAUCUGAAGUUGGAAAAAAUUUAAAGAAUUUCACAAUUAGUGUAUCGCAGAAGCACAAGGUGAACGUGUGCACACUGGACCUCUGUUACCAUUACAAACAGCAGGUAGCACUCGGCAGUACGGUGUCCAUGGACUGCCAGCCUGGACCGGUAUCUGGUCAGCACAUGAUCAUUGAAAGAUUGAAUGGUGACCUGGUCAUAGCUGAGGUUCUAGUUUACGCUAAAGUCUUAACUACGAGACAUUACAAUUUCAACCUGGAAGCCUUCAACGAAAAAUGCGAAGCUGCCUACUUGUCAUCCAACCCAACUCAAAAAGGCGUAUGCGAUAUAAGACGGUUGCAAGAAUUUUAA
Molecule: messenger RNA, 528 nt
Organism: Helobdella robusta
Lineage: Eukaryota; Metazoa; Annelida; Clitellata; Rhynchobdellida; Glossiphoniidae
Exons: 5
Coding region: 1-528 (175 amino acids)
Source: RefSeq, a predicted model, not a curated record